This is a messenger RNA of Colletotrichum orchidophilum, 717 nucleotides long. Its product is annotated as cutinase. The transcript is spliced from 3 exons. The record is from RefSeq and is a predicted model, not a curated record. Gene Ontology annotation, molecular function: hydrolase activity. NCBI's taxonomy places the organism in Eukaryota, Fungi, Ascomycota, Sordariomycetes, Glomerellales, Glomerellaceae. Bases 1 to 717 code for a protein of 238 amino acids.
AUGCGUUUCAGCAUAGGAAUUGCGGUCCUUUUCGGCCAGGCCCUGGCCUCACCUCAUGUACUUCAGCAACUUCAGCAAAGACAAGACAACAAAGACUGCCCGCCAAUCCACAUCUUUGGGGCGCGAGAGACAACGGCGCCGCCGGGUUUUGGUUCCGCGGCCGGCAUCGUCGACGACCUCACCAAGGCAAAUCAGGGCGCUACGAACGAGGCCAUCAACUAUCCCGCAUGCGGCGGCUCGUCGGACUGUCAGGGCAUCAGCUACGCGGACUCGGUGAAGAAUGGGACCGCGGCUGUUGCCACGGCCGUGAAUGAUUUCAAUAAGAAAUGCCCCAAGACGAAGAUUGUCAUGCUGGGAUUUUCUCAGGGAGCUCAAAUUAUAGACAACGCAUACUGCGGAGGAGGAGACAGCAACGAAGGGGUCAAGGACGUCAACGUUCUCAUCUCCAACGAGGCACUCGGAGCAGUUAAAGCAGCCAUCUUCAUGGGCGACCCACGCUACGUCGCCGGAUUUCCCUACGAGGUUGGGACUUGCAAAACCCAAGGUUUUGCACCACGACCCCAAGGAUUUCAAUGCCCCAAUGGAGGCAAUAUUAAAUCAUUUUGCGAUUCUGCGGAUCCGUUCUGCUGCAACGGUAACGACCCUGUUGCUCAUUUACAAUAUCCGAGCAUCUAUGGCGACCAGAUUAAACAGUUUGUGAGUGACAAACUGAAAUAG